AUGGGUGCCAAGCAUUUCGCUAGAAGGAUCAAAAUGUUCACAAGUGUUCUCUGCAUUGUCCUCGCGGUGUGCGCUACUUUGGCUUCGCACAGUUCUGCUAAAUAUAUUGAGCGGCACAAAAGAGAUGUGGCUUCCGACCUAGAUAUUCCCUCAAUCGACGCUUCACCGAUUGGUCCAGAAUUUUGGGACCGCAUAUUUAACCAAGGCAAUUCGGAACAGCAGAGAAGAAUUGCCGUCAACCCAGUUGUUCAAAAUGUGACACGAGAUGAGGUGGGAAAGCUGUCAGCAACAGAGAUCACACAACCGCCUAAGAAGGGGGAUUUUGCCACAACAGAUAAGAAGAAGAAAAAGAAAGAUUCGGACAGAAAAGAAAGAAAGGAAAAGAAAAAGGAUAAGAAGACGACAGAAAUUCCCACCACAAUGCAGCCUACGCCACAUCCUUUACCAGCUGAAGUCAAGAAACCGUCACAAGCUCAGGAACCCCAGGAUAAGAAGAGGACAGAAAUUCCCACCACAAUGCAGCCUACGCCACAUCCUUUACCAGCUGAAGUCAAGAAACCGUCACAAGCUCAGGAACCCCGCUUCGGAAGUCCGUCACAAAUGCAUCCGAACGCAUCUGCGUCUGUCAUGCCUCAUGCAGAAACCGGCUAUCUCUUUCAUGCGCUUGGUCUGCUAACGAAUGAUGCCCACAGCUUCGUGCAGAUGUUGGAAGAUCUCAAUGAAAAAAACUACAAGACUCUGGCGAACCUCCUUAGACACCACCACUCUUCCUCACUCGGUGCGGCAGAUUACGACACUAUGCUACAGACUUGGAUGCAGAUUGCUAUAGGAUCCGAGGAGCUCACUGAAAGUUUCCUCCGUCGAAUGCAUAAUUUAGCUGGAGCAAACAGAUCUGUCGAUUACACAAGCGCCUUGCUUUCCAAUUUGAGGAUCUAUCUGAAAUCGUAUGUAUCGGGUAUUUUGAAGAGGCAACAUACAGUGUUGCAAACAGCUUUCGGUUUCGUCAACCAAAAUUCAAGUGGGUUAACGCUCGCUCGCAAAGAAUGUGUCAUGUAA
This is a messenger RNA of Dicrocoelium dendriticum, 1056 nucleotides long. Lineage: Eukaryota; Metazoa; Platyhelminthes; Trematoda; Plagiorchiida; Dicrocoeliidae. The record is from the annotation of a GenBank genome assembly.